Puma concolor (puma) is the source of this 1458-nucleotide messenger RNA. RefSeq names its product UPF3A regulator of nonsense mediated mRNA decay (gene UPF3A). The record is from RefSeq and is a predicted model, not a curated record. NCBI's taxonomy places the organism in Eukaryota, Metazoa, Chordata, Mammalia, Carnivora, Felidae. Gene Ontology annotation, cellular component: cytoplasm; nucleolus. Gene Ontology annotation, biological process: nuclear-transcribed mRNA catabolic process, nonsense-mediated decay; positive regulation of translation. Gene Ontology annotation, molecular function: telomeric repeat DNA binding.
AUGCGCUCAGAGAAGGAGGGGGCCGGAGGCCCAGGCGCUGCCGUUGCUGCGCGGGGCCCGAGCGGGAGGGAGAAGCCGUCGGCCGUGGAAGUCCAGUUCCGCCGGGAGUCGCCGCGGCGAGAACCCGAGGCGCCACCAGCCUCGUUCUUCGUUUGCGGGGACGGCAUUUGCAAACAUCGCGAGGAGAAGAAAACGGUCCUGAGCAAGGUGGUCAUCCGACGGCUUCCUCCCAGCCUCACCAAGGAGCAGCUGGAAGAGCAGCUACACCCACUGCCGGCACAUGAUUACUUUGAGUUCUUUACUGCCGAUUUCAGUCUUUAUCCUCAUCUCUACUCAAGAGCAUACAUUAAUUUUAGAAAUCCUGAUGACAUCCUUCUUUUUAGAGAUCGUUUUGAUGGAUAUAUCUUCAUUGACAGUAAAGGCCUAGAAUAUCCUGCAGUGGUAGAGUUUGCCCCAUUCCAGAAGAUAGCCAAAAAGAAGCUAAAGAAAAAAGAUGCCAAAACCGGAAGCAUUGAAGAUGAUCCGGAAUACAAGAAGUUUUUGGAAACUUACUGUGUGGAGGAAGAGAAAACGAAUGCCAAUCCUGAAACUCUUCUGGGAGACAUGGAGGCAAAGACAAGAGAGCUUAUUGCUAGAAGAACCACACCUCUUUUGGAAUAUAUUAGAAAUAGAAAAUUAGAGAAGCAGAGGAUUCGAGAAGAGAAGCGAGAAGAGCGAAGGAGGAGGGAGCUGGAGAAGAAGCGCUUACGGGAAGAAGAAAAGAGAAAAAAGAGAGAUGAGGAGAGGUGUAAGAGAAAAGAAGCAGACAAACAGAAGAGAACAGCAGAGAGAGAAGUAAGGAUUAAGCUUCUUAAGAAACCAGAAAAGGGAGAGGAACCAACCACUGAGAAGCCAAAAGAAAGAGGAGAGGAAAUGGAUACUAGAGAUGGAGAACAGGAGUCCUCUCCUGGCUGUGCUGUCCGGAAGCCCAUGCCCUUGGGGAUCUCGCUGGAGGAGCCCAGGGAAAAGUCACAGAAUGAGAGCAAUGAAGAGCAAAGGGAGUUGGACCGAAGAUUCAGAGAAAAAGACCCUGAAACACAAAGAUGCCACUUGGAUGACAGUAGAAAGCAGAGAGCUCACUGUGAGUUUGACACGUUUUCGCGGAGAAAUGAGGAGGAGCUGAGAUGGGGGAAAGGAGGCCCCCCCGACAGAGGGAAGAAGGGGAGCCAGGACAGUGGCAACGCUGUGGAGGCAGCAGAGCGGCCCGGGAAAGAGCAGAGGAGUGAAGGUGGCCCAGCAGCCAAAAUGGAGCGCCCAGGAAACAAGGAUCGGCCGGCCUUGCAGCUGUACCAGCCAAGAGUUCGCAUCCGAGCACGAGAAGGUGGUAGGGGAACCUCUGUGGAGUGCCCUGGCAGGAACAAGGAUGAGGCUGAAGAUUCAGCACAGGGGGGUUCCCAGAAGAGCGAAGAGGCGGGGUGA